AUGAGUUAUGCUGCUUACAAGAUGAUGCAUUGGCCAACCGCCAUAGACACGUGCGUCUCCGGUUUCGUAACCCAUUCUCGCUCAGAGUUAGCCCAUCUUCCUCAACUCCACACUGACGAUCUUGACUCUGAAUGGUCUUCACGCCGCCACCGUGGGGGCGGAAUUGGCCCUACUCCGAACCUAAUUGUUGCUUCCGGUAAUGUUCUUGAAGUCUAUGUUGUUAGGGUUCAAGAAGAGGGUGCGAGAAAUUCGACUGAAUUGAAGCGUGGUGGAGUCAUGGAUAGUGUUGCUGGAGCUUCUCUUGAGCUUGUUUGCCAUUACAGGUUACAUGGCAACGUUGAGUCAUUGGGGGUAUUGUAUGUGGAAGGUGGUGAUGAUUCUAGGAGAAGGGAUUCUAUUAUCUUAGCAUUUAAAGACGCCAAGAUUUCGGUUUUGGAGUUUGAUGAUUCAAUUCAUGGACUUCGCACAAGCUCUAUGCAUUGUUUUGAAGGUCCAGACUGGCAUCAUUUGAAAAGAGGUAGAGAAUCAUUUGCAAGAGGCCCAUUGGUAAAGGUUGAUCCUCAAGGAAGAUGCGGAGGCGUUCUUGUUUUUGAUUUGCAGAUGAUAAUCCUUAAGGCUGCUCAGGCUGGCUCUGCUUUGGUCCAAGAUGAAGAUUCUUUUGGUUCUGGAGCUGCUAUUUCUGCUCGUAUUGCCUCUUCUUACAUCAUUAAUCUUAGAGAUCUAGACAUGAAACAUGUGAAAGAUUUCAUAUUUGUGCAUGAUUAUAUUGAACCUGUGGUGGUUAUCCUUCACGAGCGAGAGCUUACUUGGGCUGGGCGUGUUGCAUGGAAGCAUCAUACUUGCAUGAUUUCUGCUCUUAGCAUCAGUACAACUUUGAAGCAACCUACCCUCAUAUGGUCUAUUGGAAAUCUCCCGCAUGAUGCUUACAAGCUGCUCGCAGUGCCAUCUCCCGUUGGUGGUGUUCUUGUGAUUGGUGCGAACACUAUCCAUUAUCACAGUGAGUCAGCUUCUUGUGCAUUGGCUCUGAACAGCUAUGCUGCUCCUGUUGAUAGCAGUCAAGAGCUGCCAAGAGCAAGUUUCAGUGUGGAACUUGAUGCCGCCAAUGCAACUUGGUUAUUAAAAGAUGUUGCCUUGCUGUCAACAAAAACUGGGGAACUCCUGUUGCUGACCCUUGUUUAUGAUGGAAGGGUUAUGCAGAGGCUCGAUCUUUCCAAGUCUAAAGCUUCAGUACUUACUUCGGACAUUACAACACUAGGAAGUUCUCUCUUUUUUCUGGGAAGUCGUUUGGGAGACAGUUUACUUGUGCAGUUUACUUCUGGACUGGGAUCUUCAAUGCUGUCUCCUGGUUUGAAGGAAGAGGUUGGAGAUAUUGAAGGUGAUGUGCCUUCAGCAAAGCGAUUGAAGGCGUCCUCCUCUGAUGAUUUACAAGAUAUGGUUAGCGGGGAGGAACUUUCCUUAUAUGGUUCGGCGCCAAAUAAUGCAGAAUCAACACAGAAAACUUUCUCAUUUACAGUGAGGGAUUCGUUGACGAAUGUUGGUCCUCUGAAGGACUUUGCGUAUGGUUUAAGGAUUAAUGCGGAUGCAAAUGCAACUGGAAUAUCCAAACAAAGCAACUAUGAAUUGGUGUGCUGUUCUGGACACGGUAAAAAUGGUGCUCUCUGUGUUCUUCAGCAAUCAAUUCGCCCAGAAAUGAUUACAGAGGUUGAACUUCCUGGAUGUAAAGGAAUUUGGACUGUUUACCACAAGAAUGUGCGUAGUCAUAGUGUUGACUCAUCGAAAAUGGCUUUGGAUGAUGAAUAUCAUGCUUAUUUAAUCAUAAGUAUGGAGGCCCGCACAAUGGUGCUUGAAACUGCCGAUCAUUUGACGGAAGUCACUGAAAGUGUGGACUAUUUUGUGCAAGGAAGAACAAUUGCUGCAGGGAACUUGUUUGGAAGACGUCGAGUUGUUCAGGUGUUUGAACGCGGUGCUCGAAUUCUGGAUGGUUCUUUUAUGACUCAAGAUUUAAGCUUUGGAGGUUCUAACUCAGAAGCUGGCCGCUCUGAGAGUUCCACAGUGAUGCAUGUAUCUAUUGCAGAUCCAUAUGUGUUAGUAAGAAUGGCUGAUGGGAGUAUUCAGAUUCUUGUUGGAGUUGGGAUGGAAGCUGCCAUAGUGAAUGGUUCAUCAGAUAGUGAAUCUCUAAAGCUUUGGCAUAUAGUGGCUGCAAUUUCAGUAAUUGAUGUUAAUUUGAAGAAUCUGAGCUCAAAGAAAUCAGUAUCUGCCUGUACACUGUAUCAUGAUAAAGGGCAAGAGCCAUGGCUCCGGAAGACGAGUACAGACGCAUGGCUUUCUACAGGAGUUAGUGAGGCUAUUGAUGGUGCUGAUGGUGGAGCUCAUGAUCAGGGUGAUAUAUACUGUGUCAUUUGUUAUGAGACUGGUGCCCUUGAAAUAUUUGAUGUUCCGAAUUUCAAUUCUGUUUUCUUUGUGGAUAAAUUUGUCUCUGGAAAAACUCAUCUUGUCGAUACCUGCAUGGGGGAACCUCCCAAAGAUUUGCUGAAGGGGAUGGAUGAAGAAUUUGCUGGUGCUGGCAGAAAAGAAAGUACACAAAACAUGAAGAUUGUCGAAUUGGCUAUGCUGAGAUGGUCUGGGCAUCACAGUCGUCCGUUUCUUUUUGGAAUAUUGACUGAUGGGACAAUUCUUUGUUACCAUGCAUACCUGUUUGAAGGUCUAGAUGGUACUUCUAAACUAGAAGAUUCUGUUUCUGCGCAAAAUUCUGUUGGUGAUAGCAGCAUCAGUGCUUCAAGGCUUAGAAAUCUGAGAUUUGUUCGGGCCCCCUUGGACACAUACACAAGGGAGGAAACAUCAAGUGAAACCUCAUGCCAACGGAUUGCAACUUUCAAGAAUAUUAAUGGUUAUCAGGGUUUUUUCCUUUCUGGAUCAAGACCAGCUUGGUUUAUGGUAUUUAGAGAGCGACUUCGAGUUCAUCCACAGCUAUGUGAUGGAUCUAUUGUUGCCUUCACCGUUCUUCACACUGUUAAUUGUAAUCAUGGGCUCAUUUAUGUCACAUCACAGGGAAAUUUGAAGAUUUGUCAACUGUCAUCUGUCUCAAGUUAUGACAACUAUUGGCCAGUGCAAAAGAUUCCAUUGAAAGGAACUCCACAUCAAGUGACUUAUUUUGCAGAGAGGAAUUUAUACCCACUCAUAGUUUCAGUUCCUGUUCAAAAGCCAGUAAAUCAAGUUCUUUCAUCACUGGUUGAUCAAGAAGUUGGCCAUCAGAUUGAGAAUCAUAAUUUGAGUUCUGAUGAAAUACACCGAACCUACAGCGUAGAUGAAUUCGAGGUUCGGAUUUUGGAACCAUCUAAUGGCCUUUGGCAAAUUAAGGCUACAAUCCCAAUGCAGACUUCUGAAAAUGCAUUGACUGUACGAAUGGUUUCGCUGUUUAAUACAACAACAAAGGAAAAUGAAACACUUUUGGCUGUCGGGACUGCUUAUGUGCAAGGGGAGGAUGUUGCUGCAAGAGGACGUGUGCUGUUGUUUUCCUUAGCAAGAAAUCCUGAAAAUUCUCAAGUUUUGGUUUCAGAGGUUUAUUCAAAGGAAUUGAAAGGUGCUAUAUCUGCUUUGGCCUCACUUCAAGGUCAUCUGUUGAUAGCUUCUGGUCCAAAAAUUAUUUUACACAAGUGGACCGGUACAGAGUUGACUGGUGUUGCAUUUUCCGAUGCUCCACCAUUAUAUGUUGUGAGCUUAAAUAUUUAUUGCUGUGGUGCUCACCAAUAUAACAUGUUAGGUAAAAGCACCGAUAGACACACUGCAUCCAAUCUUUUUCGUGUAACAUAUGCACCUGCUUAA
This is a messenger RNA of Dovyalis caffra, 3822 nucleotides long. The record is from the annotation of a GenBank genome assembly. NCBI's taxonomy places the organism in Eukaryota, Viridiplantae, Streptophyta, Magnoliopsida, Malpighiales, Salicaceae.